GGUCAUUUCCAAGCGGAAGUGCCCAUUGUGCCGAGUCAUAUCCAAUAUGCCGAGGACAGCACACACAGGUUAACCGUAAAACAGUUCGUAGCUGAGCUGUUAAAACCGCACGACAGGAUUAUUCCUAUCCAAGCGGAAGUGCUACAUCUGGAUGUGCUGCCUGAUAAAACAACGAAACAAACAGAGAUCUUGCGUUCGUUCGCGCAUGACGAUCUUCACACCUUUCGCCAGGAUGUUUGCAGAGUCCUGGAUGUGGCAUUCAUGACACCGCAAUUACAUGGAGGAAUUUUCCCACAGAGCUUACGUUCGCAUCAAAACCGCCCAAAAGCUGAAACCGAUUUACAAAACUUGUGGAUGACGUGGAUAGAUGAGGGUUCGGAAAAUGUGGCUUACAUUCCUCCCGAAGGUGUUGCAGCCUUACCGACUUCCUCUGGGGACACUAGCAAAACCGAUUCCUGGGCGCUUGGAUGUCUGACCAUUUCCUUCAUCAACAUCGAUCAGCCGCUGCAACUAGUUGUGCGCGACAUGAAACGCGCUUCCGUAGUCGAGAUGUUUGAAAUGAAGCAGCCACUGCUUCCGAGAUUAAAAGCAUUCUAUGCGGGAGCGGAAAAACAGAAGGAUCUUGUAACUGGUCCAAAUAUCGAAUCAAUUAGACCGGUUCCACAUGCUUGCGACGAUUUCUUGCACCACUGUCUGAAGGUUGAUCCGGCUGAGCGAUGGAGCUUGGAACAGCUGCGUGCUCACCCUUUUUUAGAUUUAGGAAAAUCUGUAGAUGACCUUUUUGCAGCUGAUAUGACUUAUUACAAGCAAGUAUUACCUUGUACGCUUACUGAGGCGAAUAUGCAGAUGGACCGGUUACUGGGCGGGGAAGAAAUAUUGCGGCGGCUGCUAUCCGAACAUGGCCUACCAGACAGCAGUCCAAGAUACCACCCACUGCAACUGGCUGAUAUCUGGGGCUUUAAUGUCUUCGACACCGAAGACAGAGGGUUGCAUUUUAUGCAAGCGGAGAUGCAGCGAUUUAUGGUGCGGCGAUACCAGCUUAAUCUGGAAACAAAACAAUCAACCCAGCCAAAAUAUUUAAAUGUGAAAACCAGGCCUGUAAGUUUUAAAAUCGCUCUUACCGGAACCGAACCAAAUAAUGACGAACUGCUUAAGAAACUUGUGCUCCCUGAAAGGGCUGGAAAGAACAGUCAGUCAUAUUGGGCAUCAAUCAUAUCAUCGGCAGAGAAAGAUAAACGACCAAACAGAGUGGUGCUGGGAAAUAAGCUGAAAGUAUUCCAACUACUUAUCAAAGAAAUUGCGCCGCAAACGGAAAAUAUUAUACAGCAUUAUGCAGUAAAACCGGAAAAUCCGACUACGGAGUUACGAAUUUUUACGGAAAGCGAAGACGCAUACACUCUAUUGUCGGGCUUGUUAAUGACACGACGAUUUAGAAAGACCAUGAUUCCUGGAUUCACUGGACAGAUACUGAGCGGACUCACGAUAUUAAAUUAUUAUGGUAUUGUUCAUAAAGAUAUCCGCUGUUCUAACAUCCGCGUGGAUGAAACCAAGAAUAUUGUAAAAAUAUGUCACUUUGAGAAAGCUUCCUAUCAUCGUUGGGAUUCCAAUCUGGGAACGUCCAUUACAUAUCCAGAAGGAUCAGCACAGUUUGCCUCCAAAGAAAUGCAGGAACUGCUGGCUUUUGAUCUGAAUGGCCGCCGGGCUGACGUGGGACCGGCGACGGAUGUGUUCAGUUUGGGUUGUACGGUCAUUGAAAUGUAUACACGACAACUACCAGUGUGGGUGUACGAGAAAGAUGGGAAACUGAGACAGUAUCAUUUUAGCGGGGGUGAUGAUAGAGAAGUGGAUUUUGUUAGGCAUACAUGUGCAUUAUGGAAUCUCCAGGCUAUGCCGGAUGUCAGCUGUCUUUCCGACGUUAUGGAACCCGAAAUGGCAGAGAAAGCGCGAGAGUUUGUCCGCCUUUGCUUCGCGCCAUCUGAUGAGCGACGGAGUAGUGAAGUGUUAAAAUGGCAUCCAUUUGUCAGGUCCGCCCUUUAAGAUCCGCAUUUUAACCGGAGAAAGAUACUUUCUGUUGCAGUAACUGAAUUCAUAGUGGUGGCACAGAAAUAUUGAACAGAGACAAUUGAGAAGUUACGCGAAAAAAUAUUCAACUGGAUAGCUAAUUUCCUGUAGUUCUGUACCGCUAAUGGACUACAAAAACAUAAAACAUGACCGGCAGUUAUCUCGAAUUCCGUACAUCGAGUGCUAACAGUUAGGCCCGUAGCGAGACCCCCGUUAAAUUUCCAAAAUUGAACUCCUACAGUUUUUUUCGAUAAUUUUUUCUAAUCCACAUUUGGAUCGCCGUUAAAAUUCUGAGUAGCAUGUUUGAGGCCGAUUUUUGAAAUGUGAAUUUCCCCCAUGAAUGACUAAAACGGACGGUCGCCAAUGCGACACCUUCGUGUUACGGUGUCUCCCCUCACAGCAUUCAAAAAUCUACUCCUCCCACAGUUUUCAUCCUGCAUUUUUUCGGAAUACAAGAAUAAGCUCUUCGUGAAAUUCUAAACAACAUGGUUAUAACCGAAUUUUUGAAUUCGGUUCACCCCAAAACCGACUCUCAGAGCGGUUGACCCGGCGACAGUAUAAUUUGUGAGGGUUUCCUCCCGGACCGCCCCAAACACGCGAAAAUUACUCGAAGUUAUUUUUGUAUGUCUUCUUAUGUUUUCUUGAGCUUUUUUUAUAUUUUUACUAUUUUUACUCAAAUAUUUUCUGUUUCUGGGAAUUUUUACUUUAUUCUUCUGAUUUUACUAUAUUUUCUUGCGUAUACUUCUUAUGUUUUCUUAUGUUUAAUCUUAUACCUGCUGGUUUUUACUCUUACGUUUCUUAUC
Paramacrobiotus metropolitanus is the source of this 2864-nucleotide messenger RNA. RefSeq lists its product as uncharacterized. Gene Ontology annotation, molecular function: ATP binding; protein kinase activity. Gene Ontology annotation, biological process: protein phosphorylation. The transcript has 2 exons. The record is from RefSeq and is a predicted model, not a curated record. Lineage: Eukaryota; Metazoa; Tardigrada; Eutardigrada; Parachela; Macrobiotidae. Bases 262 to 2037 code for a protein of 591 amino acids.